This is a messenger RNA of Rotaria sp. Silwood2, 972 nucleotides long. NCBI's taxonomy places the organism in Eukaryota, Metazoa, Rotifera, Eurotatoria, Philodinida, Philodinidae. The record is from the annotation of a GenBank genome assembly.
AUGUUUAUUCAACCCCCAAACUUGUUGUUCCUUUCAGCACCAUUACGUGGAAGUUCGACUGACAUUCAUCCGAGCGCCAAAUGGCAACAUAAUGGCAUUACUGUGGCUGGAGGAAAUGGACCUGGCUAUGGAAUCAAUCAACUCUAUUCUGCAUGGGGUUUGCAUGUUGAUGAUGAUGAAACUGUCUAUGUCGCUGAAGUAGCAAACCACCGUAUUAUGGAAUGGAAACGGGGUGCGACGGGUGGUCAAGUAGUUGCCGGUGGAAAUGGACAAGGAAAAUGGGUGAAUCAAUUGUCUAACCCCCGAGAUGUGAUUGUCGACAAAGAGAAAGAUAGCCUCAUCAUUUGUGAUAAUACAAAUAGAAGAGUGGUUCGAUGGCCUCGCCGAAAUGGGACAAGUGGAGAAACGAUCGUUCCGAUCAUAGAUUGUUGGAGUUUGACGAUGGACGGAAAUGGAUCUCUCUACGUAACUGAAGUUAGAAAAGAUGAAGUGAGACGAUAUCGAAGAGGAGAAUCUCAAGGGACAGUGGUUGCAGGUGGUAAUGGACGUGGAAAUCGUCUCGAUCAACUCUCUGAUCCACAAUACAUAUACGUCGAUCGAGAUUAUUCAGUGUACGUGUCUGAUUGGGGAAACGAUCGUGUCGUGAAAUGGACGGAAGGUGCAAAACAAGGCAUUCUUGUGGCUGGUGGUCAAGGACAAGGAAAUUGUCUUACGCAAUUGUCGUAUCCGCAAGGAGUCGUUGUCGAUCAAUUGGGUACUGUCUAUGUCGCUGAUGAAGGAAAUGAUCGAAUCAUGCGUUGGCCCAAAGACGCCACACAGGGCAAUGUCAUUAUUGGUGGUAAUGGUAGAGGAGGACAGUCAAAUCAACUCAAUCGUCCGCAUGGUUUAUCAUUCGAUCGGCACGGUAAUCUCUAUGUCGCUGAUGUGGGAAAUAGUCGAGUACAAAAAUUCAAUAUGGAUUCAAAUGCAUAA